Messenger RNA from Lachancea sp. 'fantastica', 2586 nucleotides. NCBI's taxonomy places the organism in Eukaryota, Fungi, Ascomycota, Saccharomycetes, Saccharomycetales, Saccharomycetaceae. The record is from the annotation of a GenBank genome assembly.
AUGCAUCGCACAGCGCUGCAACGAUUGUGCACAUUGAAUAUACAGCGGAAGAUCUCGACCAGCUUUACCACAGGUAGAGCGAAACUCAUGGAAUCGAACGUACCCAAAUUGCACAAUUUUGUGAAACGAACCCCAACAUGGGAUUCAAGUGAGCUAUGCCAGCUUUUAUCAGAUUCCGACGGCUGGGACGAUUUGGUGAAAGAAGAAGCAGUUGAGUCUCACUACGGAACAGUAUCCAAAGUACCCAAAAGACCACGAGAAGAUGACGAUGUGCAGAUUGUGGCAAUCAAAACGGACAACAAACGACAGCUGGACCAGUUUCUGCAACGGGUUUCGUCAAGAACAGGUACGGCAACAACGAAUGGUAAAAGUGGCGCAUUACAACGCUCCAAAACUGUCGGAACAGUACUCUCCGGUCUUCAAACAUCGGUGAAUCGUGAGAAAACUGUUCAGAAAGGUGUCAGGAGCUUUACAACCAGCGCUGUGACUCAAACCCGAAGUACAGACAAAGUUAAUCUGGCAUCGUAUACUAAGGACCUUCAAGAGUUACCGCCAGCUCCAAAACUGCGUCGCUCACCGUCGUUCGAAGACCCGCAAUGUUCUUCUCCACCUGUUACCACUGAUGAGGACGUUGACAAGAUUGAACCCCAGCAAAGAAGAUCUUCCAAACGGUCCAAAAAUCACGAAUUGGUAUUUCUGACGCAAAAGGAAGAACGAGAGGGUUCCGAGGAAGUUGCAUCCAGAACAAACAGCAAUAUCACCAAAAAGCUUGUACAGGGCCUUGUUUUAAGUGAGGAACAGGAGUAUGUUAUAGAACUAGCGAAGAAAGGACACAAUCUGUUUUACACAGGUAGUGCAGGAACCGGAAAGUCAGUGCUUUUGAGAGUUUUAAUCAAGACGUUGAGGAGGAAAUAUGGACAUGAAAACGUCGCUGUUACCGCAUCUACAGGGUUGGCUGCUUGCAAUAUCGGAGGUAUAACCGUACACUCCUUUGCAGGAGUUGGUUUGGGACAUGGCGACAAGAGGGCUGUACUCAAAAAGGUACGAAGAUCUAAAAAACAUUGCGUCCGCUGGGCCAACAUAAAUGCCCUGGUCAUUGACGAAGUGUCCAUGAUCGAUGGCGAUCUUUUGGAUAAAUUAGACCACAUCGCAAAAUCCCUGCGAAAGAACUCGGCACCAUUUGGUGGCAUUCAGAUCAUCCUUUGCGGUGAUUUUUUCCAGCUACCUCCUGUCAAUAAGGACAACAGUAGCGCCACGAAAUUUGCAUUUCACGCUGCAGCGUGGAAAGAUGCCAUUGAUGCAACGAUCAUGUUACAGAAAGUGUUCAGACAACAAAGCGAUGCCGAAUUUGUCAAAAUGCUGAAUGAGAUGAGAAUGGGAAACAUCUCCCCGGAAACCGAAAUGGAUUUUAAAAGGCUCAGUCGAGCUUUGCCAGAGGAUGAUAUUAUACCUGCCGAGCUGUAUAGUACGCGAAAUGAAGUUGACAGAGCAAAUAUGUCUCGUCUCAAUGGCCUUCCGGGCAUAUGCCACACGUACAAUGCCAUAGAUGGUGGUAUCAUGAAAGAUGAAAUACAAAAAGAGAAGCUACUCUCCAAUUUUUUGGCACCCAAAGAACUGAAACUAAAAGUGGGAGCGCAAGUAAUGAUGAUCAAAAACAUGGACGAGACUUUAGUAAAUGGUUCUCUAGGUAAAAUCAUUGAUUUUAUUGACCAAAGAACCUACAUGUUUUACGACACUGUGAGACUGAAUCCAGAGAUAGAAAACUCACGGCUGGAAUCGAUGUUAGAGGGGAAAAUUCCUGUAAAUGAAAACAGCGAAGAAGACGACAGCAAUCAAAAAGUGAUUAGGAAAAAAAGCGUCAAAGACUCUUUCUGCAGAGUAGGAAGUCAAUUACCCCAUGAUAAACUAGGCGAAAGCAUUUUUGAUUUCCUAUUGACAGACACCGAUAAUCUCACCGGCGAUCAAAAAAGCAACAUAUUGAGAAAGAAAGAGCUACUCGAGCAGAUAAGGGCAAGUUCGACAGGACGUAAACUCCCAUUCGUGAGAUUUCUUACUCCUGACGGUUCUUCGCGAUUGGUCUUAGUACAGCCCGAAGACUGGGCGGUGGAGGACGAGCACCAAAAGCCUCUCGUUAGCAGAAUACAGCUGCCUUUGAUGCUUGCUUGGGCCCUCUCUAUCCAUAAGUCUCAGGGUCAGACACUUCCAAAGGUUAAGGUGGAUUUGAGACGAAUUUUUGAGAAGGGACAAGCCUAUGUAGCAUUAUCGCGCGCUACAUGCAGAGAGGGCUUGCAGGUACUGAACUUCAACAAAACGAAAGUACAAGCACAUGAAAGUGUCGUAGAAUUUUAUCGCACACUCAUUUCGGCUCAUGAGGCCAAAAAGCGGGUUUCUGAUAAUACUACGAGGAAACAGACAGGCUCUUAUGCGCCCAGAGUAGCAGCAAAACCUAUGCACAGGCAAGAGGAGCGGCAGGACCGGAUAACCUCACUUCUUCAACGCAAAAACAGAAAAAACUUGUAUGAUUUGGAGCCCGAAAUCAUAGAUGCGGUUGCUGGAGAGUACAUAGAUGCCGAUGCGAGUAACUAA